Sorghum bicolor (sorghum) is the source of this 1066-nucleotide messenger RNA. Its product is annotated as nucleolar protein 58. The transcript is spliced from 6 exons. Bases 152 to 616 code for a protein of 154 amino acids. The record is from RefSeq and is a predicted model, not a curated record. Lineage: Eukaryota; Viridiplantae; Streptophyta; Magnoliopsida; Poales; Poaceae.
GGUCCGGUCCGACCGGUUGGGCAGCAUAUUGGUUCGACCAUGCCAGACUACCAGAGGUCCAGAGCCCAAGCUGCCAACGGACCUGAACCGGUCGCGCUUCCUUCUUCCCCCAGUCCUCCUGCCCACCGUCCCCGUGCGGUGCGGCGGCGACAUGGCGGCGGCCGGCGACCUGUCCGACGAUGAGAAGCGGGCCAUGCGGGGCAGCAAGUUCGCGCCGCUUCCUCCGCCUCCCCCCUCAUCGCGCCCGCAGCCGAGGAUGGCCCAUCCUGGAGGACCACUAACUACAAACAAGGCUGCUGCUUUAGCAAAAUUCCUCGAGAGAAAACUUCAGCAGCCUGAUGGCUUGGACUCCCUGAACCCUGACCUUGUAAAACUGGCUGUGAAAAAUGCAAAGGAAACCAUAAAAGCUAGCAAUGGAGAGCCUUCAACUUCAGGAAGAGUUGUGCGGCAUGUUUCCUCAUUUGAGGAUGGAUCUGAGGAUUCUGAGGAUGAAGCAGAGGUGAAGGGGAUCAAAAGAAAAAGGAAAAAUAAGGCUAAAGCCCAUCAAGGUGAUGAACAACAGAGCAAGAAAAAGAAGAAAAAGAAAAAUAAAAAGAAAAAGGGCAAAGGUUGUUGAUGAUUCCAUGCCCCAGGAAGCAUCAAAGGGAAAUUUUGAACCAUGAUGUUUCUUUAACUAAACUUGCACUAGGAUGCUACAAGCAGACAAGCCUCGAUCUCAAAAGAAGGGUGGGUGGGGGAGGGAAUCAAUCAUCCCCCCUUUUCUUCGUUCCUGCCAUUCAAUUCAAAUUUACUGGUUUCAUCUGGACCCCUUAGCUCUGUAAACUUACUCUGCCUAUCACAUGAGCAUUGAGAGUAGUUCCAUUUAUUACUCUAAAGGGCAGGCUUAGCAAGGUUCCUUGCAUCUGUAUGCAAGAGGAUACAAUGAGACACACUUUACAUGGGAAUUAAUUUCUUCCAGGUUGUUACAAUCGAGUUUAGCAGUGUCUGUUGGCAAAUGCCAUGAAUGUCGUUGUAUGCUGCAUCGGUCCAAGUUUUUCCUAUGCAUGCUAAUCAUGGUUGCAGCUGA